AGUCUGUCCAAUAGUUCCUACCAAAAACCAAUUUUGUAAACCAAGAGAGUUCCUUGAGAGAGAAGAGCACUUUAAGCAUCUCAUCUUCUCUGCAACAGCAACUGCAACUUAUGGCCGCACCAGAUUGGACUUCCUCCGGCUCUGUUUCUUUCACAACUGGAUUUUCUUGUUACGAUGUGUUCCUCAACUUCAGGGGCGAAGAUAGUCGUAAUAACUUCAUUGGCUUCCUUAACUUAGUUCUGAAACACAGAGGAAUCGAUGUGUUCAUUGAUAGUGAAAAGUUGUGGACCGGAGAAGCCAUUGGACCAGCUUGCCUCAGAGCAAUUGAGGGAUCCAAAAUCUCUAUCCCUGUUUUCUCUAAAGAUUAUGCGAAUAGCAAAUGGUGCCUUCUGGAACUUGCCCAGAUUCUUCAAUGUCACAUAUCCAAUGGUCAAAAGAUUUUGCCCAUAUUCUUCUAUGUUGAUCCUUCGCAUGUUCGGAAGCAGACCGGAAGCUUUGAAGAAGCAUUUCGGAAACACGAGAAGAAUUUCGAACCCCAUAUCGUACAGAGUUGGAGGGAAGCUUUGAGAGUGGUAGGGAAUUUGAAAGGAGAAGUUAUUGACAAAAAUACAGAUCAAGCACAGAUAGUUGAAUUAGUUGCCAAAAGGGCCUUGGAUGAGCUGAUUAGUAGUACAUACUUGGCUGAAUGUAAAUACCCUAUCGGCAUAGAUUCUACUGUAAAGGAUCUAUUAUCUUUGUUAAAUAUUGGUUCCAAUGAUGUUCAAUUCAUAGGAAUCUGUGGUUGCGGUGGCAUUGGGAAGACAACCAUUGCAAAGGCUGUAUAUAAUCGCAUCAUUUUAUCCUUCAAAAGGCAUAGUUUUAUUGCAGAUGUGAGACAUCAAGCAAUGCAAUGCAUGGGUCUUGCAUCUUUGCAAAAGCGACUUCUUAAAGAUAUCUUUAGAGCAGACUUUGACAUAGGUGAUUAUCAUAGAGGAAAAAUUUUGAUAGAACGAAGACUUCGCAAAGAAAAUGUUCUUCUUGUUCUUGACGACGUGGAUAGUAAAGAACAGGUAGACGCUUUGGCUGGUGAACUUAAGUGGUUCGGUGAAGGAAGUAGGGUCAUAAUAACAACCAGAGCUGAACAUAUCUUGAAUGUGGCUAAAGUUGGUAAAGAUAAGAUCUAUUGGCCUCAAGAGUUGACCCAUAAGGAAUCUCUUCAACUAUUUAGUUUGCAUGCCUUUUCGAUGGAUCAACCGCCUCAAGAUUAUAUGCAACUUUCACAUGAUGUGGUAUGCUAUUCGAGAGGGUUGCCGCUAACUCUAGAGGUAUUGGGGUCUUACCUUUCCGACAUAAGCAGCAAAGAAGUGUGGAAAAAUACAUUGCAAAGAUUGAAUGCAGGUGUAGCUUCUAUAUCCAGUCUUGUAUCUUUACGGAUGCAGAGAGAGAACACAUCUCAUAUGGAAAACGAUCCCCCUGGUUGGCACCCACAACUUCAUGGAACCAAUGGAAACAACACCACUAUUGCUAGGGUCUCUGAAUCCACCGGAGGAUAUCCAAAUCUAAAUCCUAAUGGUUCAACAACUACUAUUAAAGUUGGUAAGAGGUUUACAAUAAAAGCAAAGAUCAGAGCUGCAUUAUCUAAAUUCACAGGAGGAUAUCAGAAUCGAAAUGGCUCCGCCACUACUAUUAAAGUUGGUAAGCGGUUCAGAAUAACAGAGAUUCGAACUGCAACAAAGAAUUUUGAUCAAUCAUUGGUGCUUGGAGUAGGUGGUUUUGGCACAGUUUACAAGGGCAUACUCGAUGAUGGCACUCUGGCAGCAUUCAAGCGUGCCAAUCCGCAGUCUAGACAAGGCUUGGAAGAAUUUGAGAUAGAGAUUGAGAUACUAUCUAAGCUCAGGCAUAAACAUGUGGUUUCCAUGAUUGGGUUCUGCGAGGAAAAGAAUGAGAUGAUUUUGGUUUAUGAGUAUAUGGCAAAUGGGGCUCUCAGGACACAUCUCUAUGGGAGUAAUCUCCCACCAUUGACAUGGAAACAAAGACUAGAGAUUUGUAUAGCUGCUGCAAGUGGGAUCCAUUACCUCCAUACAGGGUCAGAGAUGGAAAUAAUCCAUAGAGAUGUUAAAACAUCCAACAUACUAUUGGGUGAGAACAUUGUAGCAAAGAUGUCUGAUUUUGGGUUGUCAAAAACAGGUUUUGUAUCAAGAAAUACUCAUAUUAGUACAAUAGUAAAGGGAACUGUUGGAUAUAUUGAUCCAGAAUACUUCCGAAUGAAUCAAGUGACUACAAAGACUGAUGUUUAUUCUUUUGGUGUAGUACUGUUUGAGGUUGUUUGUGCGCGACCAGUUUUUGAUCGAAGCUUUCCAGAAGAUCAGGUUAACCUUGUAAGAUGGGCAAUCCGGUGGCAAAGACAGGGAUUACUUGAAACCAUUGUGGACCGACGCCUUGAAGGGAAUUAUUGUCCAGAAUCAUUGAAGAAAUUUGGGGAGAUCGCAGAGAAAUGCCUUGCCGAUGAGGGCAAGAAUAGACCCACAAUGGGUAAAGUGUUGUCAGAUUUGGAGAAUGUCUUGCAACUGCAUGAAGCCUGGUUAAGAAGCAAUGCAGGGGAAGAAUCCACUGCUCCUCUUUGGUUUGUAAAGUUACGUAAGUCUAUUAAGUCAAAUACUGGGAAGUGA
Telopea speciosissima is the source of this 2648-nucleotide messenger RNA. RefSeq names its product LRR receptor-like serine/threonine-protein kinase RGI5. Bases 111 to 2648 code for a protein of 845 amino acids. Lineage: Eukaryota; Viridiplantae; Streptophyta; Magnoliopsida; Proteales; Proteaceae. Gene Ontology annotation, molecular function: transmembrane receptor protein tyrosine kinase activity; ATP binding; ADP binding. Gene Ontology annotation, cellular component: plasma membrane; plasmodesma. The transcript is spliced from 2 exons. The record is from RefSeq and is a predicted model, not a curated record. Gene Ontology annotation, biological process: signal transduction; protein autophosphorylation.